This is a messenger RNA of Eimeria acervulina, 1380 nucleotides long. RefSeq lists its product as hypothetical. Lineage: Eukaryota; Apicomplexa; Conoidasida; Eucoccidiorida; Eimeriidae. The record is from RefSeq and is a predicted model, not a curated record. The transcript is spliced from 3 exons. The coding region runs from base 1 to 1380 and encodes 459 amino acids.
AUGGAGUGCAACACAAUUAAGACUGCGUCUUUCGCCCGCAGGCUGGACUCUAUCUGGGGGGACGGAAAAUGCAGGGUAUCCGAUCCAAGUAUUACCGACUCCCAUGACGAUACGUCCUUAGAUAACCAACAGGACUCAGAAGGUCCGGGCAUUCAAUUGCUCCUUGGCCCUACGCCAGCGGAUGAACUAACAGCAGAUAUAGUGCAUGCAGAUUUUGCUCCUUCAGUGGAGGUGACCGCCGGCGCGUCAGCUCCACUAUUCCUGGCAGAAACGGCUGAACAGGUAACGGCAGACGGAGAAGAAGCAGGUCCUAACGGGAGAGGCGAAGACGCAUCCGAUGAGGGGCAUUGGGUAGGACUGCUGAUACUUGAGGUGCCGCUCGACGACGGCCCGCUCCAGCCUGCCUCCCCUCUUGACCCUGGCCUGCUUGCUUUUAUUGACGCCGUGCUACUUGGCAGCGAAGUUCCCCUUGCUGAAUCGGCCUUACCGCCAGCAGACGAACCACAGAACUCUGAACUGCUGAAUCGUUCUGCUGGUUCGUGGACCGCCACAUCAGCAGCAGCCUCUGGACUGGACGGGAGAGCUUCAUCGAGUACGGUGCAAGAAGAGCUCGCAGAGCCCUCUUGGGUACCACGAACGUCUAGGAGAAACCGUAGGCAGAAAACGAUCGAUAACCAGAAGCCAUCUCCACGCCCCUCAACCCCCCAAAAUGUACCAAGUGGCUCAGCUGCUGAUGCAGCAGGAGGCUCUGGCCUGGACGGGAGUCGUCCAUCGAGUAAUGUGCGUGAAAAUCCCUCAAAGCGCCGUCCAGUACCAAUCAUUCUUAGAAGAGGCCGUAAGCGGAGAAUUGGCGAUGAGCAGGAGCCAUCUCCAGACCCCUCAACCCCCCAAAAUAUAUCCGAUGGCUCAGCUGAAGUUGCACUAGGAGCCUCUGGCCCGGGCGGGAGAGCUCCGUCUAAUACUGUGGAUGAAGGGCCCUCAGUGCCCUCGCCAACAGCAAAGAGGCCAAGGGGACGGCGUAAGCAAAGAUUCAGCGUUAGACAGGAGCCAGAUCCAGGCCCCCCAACUCCCCAAAUUAUGCCACGUGACUCAUUUGCAAACCGUGUAUCGUGGAUAGCAUCAGCUGGGACACGUGCAGGAGGAGGAGUCAGCUUCCAGCAAUACGAUCCAACCGCAGUGAUUUCUUCUUCUGAUGACCCUAGUACUGUCCCGCAGCUGCUGCUGCCUGCGCGUAUCAUGGAAACAGCUGCAGUGCUGCUGCCGGAGAAUGGAGGAUUCUUCCCAAAUGCCGAAGUGCUCAACCAGGUGCUUUGGGAGGUGCCGUCUGUAGACCCAUCCGCUUCACCGCAUUCCUCUAGUCCAGGAGACACCUCCGCCUGA